UUCAUGCGAUCUUGCCAGACCUAUUGGAGAAAUCCCCCCAAGGCAAGAUCUGUCACUGUUCACUCUUUUGUGGGGAAGACGAUCAGAAACUAUGUUAAAUGCGACAAGAAAUACAGCGGAGUCUGUUAUAAAGGCGUCGAGAGGUUUCCGGCCAGAUUGGCUCAGUGUGAAGGGAGCAGGUUUCAACAGUUGACGCGGAGAGAGAACUGAGCGCAGGAAAAGCGAUUAAUUUUGAUUAUCUGAAAUCUUCCAACACCUCUGUUGUUUUUUGGGGGGGCAUUUUUUUUCCUCGCAGCGUUUACGGGGACAGCACAGAGGAGGAUUGUCCGAAUGAAGGAUGCAAGAGCGCUGGGUCCAAUUGGACUGGAUUAUGGGAUUACUGGACUGAUUAUAGGACAAUCAUCGGGCAAAAGUCGCAGCCGUGCCGUAGAUGGUCUUGAAUGACGGGAACACAAAAGGUUGGACAGGAGUAUCAGCUCUAUAUCCGGCUUUUAUUCUACUUUGUGGCAUGGGAAGGCUGUGUGUGCCUCACGGACAGAACGCAUAUGCAACAGUGUGCUGCACAGGGAAAAAGUAAAUGCGUUGUGAAUGGUAACAUCAGGCAAUGCUGCAUUUUGAAUGGCCAUGUCAGUAUUUGCAGUAGCCUAGGUGUAGAUGUCGCAUGAGGGCAAUGCGCUUUUGUAAGCCAUGGUCUAACCUUCACCACAGAGAUUCAAACGCUUUAACCUUGGAUGCGGUAUGGGAUAUUAAUACUUUAUAUCCAUUGAUUAUUCAUUAAGUCCCACGUUAAGGACAAACAAAGCAUUUUUCGUGCGCUAUGUUGAAUUUGAUAUUUAAUUCAUACAUCAGGUGUCGUCGGGCGGUCAUCUUUGUUUACAGAAAGAGUUCAUCAUAGACACACGGCAUGUGAAAGAGCUUACGAUACCGAUUAAGAGAAGACAACGCUUCACAAAUCUGUUAAAUGCCUAAUUAAUGUGAGAUCGGCGUCGACCACAUGCCUGGUGAGGGUUUAGUACUCUAGGUUUGCCGUAAUCAACAGGUUGAAAGUCAACGAGGAUUUUCUCUUCUCUUUUCUCUUCUUUUUCUUUUCUGUCUGCCACUACUGCAUAUCUAGUUGAAGGGAUGCGUCUCUCUGUACCCGUUUUCUUUCUCCUGUGGGUUAAAGCCCUGACAUUGAAAAAUCUUAAUUAUUCUGUCCCGGAGGAGCAGGGACCUGGGACUGUUAUAGGUAAUAUAGCAAAAGAUGCCGGAUAUGGGACCAUUGAGAGAGGAAAAAAAUCGAACUUCAGAGUACUGGAGAAUUCUGCACCACAUUUGGUGGACGUUGACCCCGAGAGUGGACUAAUUUUUACCAAACAAAGGAUUGACAGGGAGACGUUGUGCAGGCGCAACCCAAAGUGCCAGCUCUCUAUGGAGGUGUUUGCCAACGACAAGGAAAUUUGCAUGAUCAAGAUUGAUAUACAGGACAUCAACGACAACUCGCCCAGUUUUCCUUCAGAUCAUGUGAAUAUUGAUAUUUCAGAAAACGCUGCUGCUGGGACACGUUUCCCUCUGACAAUUGCACAUGACUCAGAUUCUGGGGAAAAUGGGAUAAAGACCUAUCAAGUCACAAGAGAUGAUUACAAUACCUUUUCUUUGGAUUUAAAAGUGAGGGGUGAUGGGACCAUAUAUCCAGAGCUGGUUGUUCAGAGACCUCUGGAUAGAGAGGACCAGAGUCAUCACACCCUUCUUCUCACUGCAAUUGAUGGUGGGGAGUAUCCGAGAUCAGGCUCCAUGCAGAUCAACGUCAGAGUGACUGAUUCGAAUGACAAUAGCCCAAUUUUUGAUAAAUCCUCCUAUGUGCUAGAGAUUCCAGAGAAUUCCCCCCCUGGAAAAGUACUUAUAGAUCUUAAUGCCACUGAUCAAGAUGAGGGAAGCAACGGGCAGGUGGUUUAUUCCUUCACUGGAUAUGCAUCUGAGCGAAUACAAGAUUUGUUCUCCAUAGAUCCCAAUACUGGCGUCAUCAAGGUCCAAGGAGAGAUUGACUUUGAGGAGAAUCCAAUCUUAGAGUUUGAUGUGCAGGCUAAAGAUCUGGGGCCCAAUCCGAUACCAGGCCAUUGCAAAAUUACUGUCAAAGUACUGGACAAAAAUGAUAACUCACCAGUAAUAAGUUUUGUUUCUGUCCGACAGGGAGCCAUCAGUGAGGCGGCUCCUCCAGAAUCUGUCAUAGCGCUGGUCAGAGUGACGGAUAAAGAUUCUGGUCGUAAUGGUCAACUUCAGUGUAGGGUGCUGGGAAAUGUACCUUUCAGACUGCAGGAAAAUAAUGAUAAUUUUUACACUCUGCUCACAGACAGACCUCUGGACAGAGAAAUGAAAGAUGAAUACAAUGUAACAAUUGUAGCGAGAGACAAUGGGAUCCCUUCUUUGAACAACACUAGGUCAUUUACUGUGAAGAUUUUAGAUGAGAAUGACAAUGCACCACGUUUUACGAAGACAUUGUAUGUAUUACAGGUGCCUGAGAACAACAUCCCAGGGGAAUACUUGGGCUCCAUUUUGGCCCAUGACCCUGAUGUGGGCCGAAAUGGAACAGUGUCAUACUCCAUUCUGCCUUCACAUAUAGGGGAUGUCUCAGUGUACACUUAUGUGUCUGUUAAUCCCACCAACGGAGCCAUAUAUGCCUCACGCUCUUUCAACUAUGAGCAAACAAAGUCUUUUGAGUUUAAAGUUCAAGCUAAAGAUGGUGGCUCCCCUCACAUGGAGAGCACUUCUAUAGUCAGGGUCAAUGUCCUUGAUGUGAAUGACAAUCUCCCAGUUAUUAUUUUACCCCUCCUGCAAAAUGAUACAGCUGAAAUCCCAGUGCCUAGAAAUGUGGGUAUUGGGUACAUUGUGGCUACAGUGAAAGCAGUGGACCAUGACCAUGGAGAAAGUGGCCAUUUAACCUAUGAGAUCACAGAGGGAAAUGACGACCACCUGUUUGAUAUGGAUCCAGUGGGAGGAGAGGUCAGAACUGCCCAUGCUCUUUGGGAAGAGAUUGCCCCGGUGGUUGAGCUGGUGGUGAAGGUAACUGACCAUGGCAAGCCCCCCUUAUCUGCCGUGGCUAAGCUGAUCAUUAAGGCGAACACAGAAACAGCAGCAGGAGGGGGCUCCAGCGCGAGUGGGGAACAGCAGCACUGGGAUGUGUCCCUGCCCCUCAUAGUUACCCUCUGCAUUAUCUCUGUCAUGCUCUUAGCCGUCAUGACUGCCAUCGCUGUCAAGUCCAAGCAUCAAGAUAAGGAGACUGGGAAUUAUAACUGCCGCAUGGCUGAGUACUCCAAUCCUCCAGUGGGGAAGGGAAAAAAGAAAAGGAUCAACAAGAGUGACAUCAUGCUGGUGCAGAGUGAGAUGGAGGAGAGAGAUUCUGCGAGUCGGAUGAAUGUGGUGAGCAGUCCUUCUCUCAUCACCUCACCAAUAUGUUUUGACUACCAGAGCCCUCUGCCACUCACACUGCCCAGGUCAGAGGUCAUGUAUCUGAAAACCACCCCGAACAGCCUGACUGUUCCCAGGUCCGGCUGCCACUCCAGCUUUGCUGGGCUCAGCACAGACACUCCAGCAAAUAGGAUGUCAGUGAUACAGACUGAAAAUUUCUCCUCAGAACCCAAUUAUGCUGGCAGCAGGCAGCCAUUUGUUCAAAGCUCAACAUUUAAGGAUGCAGAACGAGCAAGCCUCAGAGACAGUGGCCAUGGUGAUAGUGACCAGGCUGAUAGUGACCAGGAUACUAAUAAAGGCUCACACUGCGACACAUCUGCCAGGGAGGCCCUCAAGAUGAAAGCAGCAGCAGUUAAUGGCCAGCCUUUUGAGAAGGAGCAAGACAAAUCAGUCCACUGCACCGAUGAAUGUCGUGCACUGGGGCAUUCUGACAGAUGCUGGAUGCCAAAGUUACGGGUAGGAAGCCAAGCAGACAGCGCAGAUAAUCGCACCAACCUUUUCAUCCCUGUGGGAAUGGAUGCCAUGGUAGAGACAGAGAUUUAUGGCACCAUCAGCUGCAACAGCAGAAAAACCCUCAGCACGUUUGGAAAAGAACAGCGGGAUAGUACAAUCCUUGUGGCCAAUGUCAAACCUUACUUAAAAUCGCAGUGUGCUCUAAGCCCACCUCUACAAGAGAGUCCAUCUGCAUCCAGCAGUCCCACCAAGAGUAGUGUGCCCCUGGACUUGGCCAAGCAAGAGUCCAAAGAAGAGAGGGACGUUGGAUCCGACAGCAGUGCCUAUGGCCCUCCAGAUGGCCAAUGCUCCCCACUGCACACUGAGUUGGAGGAGCCCUCCUACCUGACUUGCGAGCUCAGGCCUAAGUCCCUGACAAGCAGUCUCAUUCACAGCUCUGUCAUCAGCCAAGAGUGCGGGGGGUCAGAUUGUGCUCUUGACCCAAGGGACUCUGGUAACUGACAGGAGAGGCUAUCACGCUCUGUCUCCCUUGCUAGUAGGUGUGAUGAUGCCCUCACUGAUUGAUGACCAAGAGGUGAUUUAUUUUGAUCCGCUGAGGUGUUCAGACAAGCAUUGUAUAACCAAAAACCAUCUGCUUUGUAUGUUUUUUCAUUUUAGAUUUUUUUUUACUUAACUAUUAUUUUUGAGUUUGUGACUUGUUGUGUUUAGGUGAAAUACGUGUCUGACUGCUGUGAAG
Molecule: messenger RNA, 4633 nt
Organism: Melanotaenia boesemani (Boeseman's rainbowfish)
Lineage: Eukaryota; Metazoa; Chordata; Actinopteri; Atheriniformes; Melanotaeniidae
Product: protocadherin-17-like
Exons: 4
Coding region: 1123-4398 (1091 amino acids)
Biological process (GO): homophilic cell-cell adhesion
Cellular component (GO): plasma membrane
Molecular function (GO): calcium ion binding
Source: RefSeq, a predicted model, not a curated record